AUGUCAGUGUUUUCGGCAUUUCUGCUCUGCCUGUUCGGUUGGCAACUGACUUCAAGCGCUGUCUUCGCGCAUAAUCUCGCCUGGGGAGCUCUUCCGUCGAAUCUUGACCCUGUCUAUCCUUUCCAACUCCUUCCCACUUCCUCUACCAGUGAUGAUGGGUACAAGUGUGCCAAGGAUAAAGGAUGUAAAAUAGGAUGCUGUGGACCCAUUGACUCCACUGGUUCGGCUUUUUGUGGUUUUGGUCCUGAAUCCUGCGGCAAAAAUUGCACCUCGAACUGUGAUCGCAAGAGCGAAUGCGAUCCUGGUUGGGGUAAAGAAUGGUCUCAAGCGUCCACUUGUCCGCUAAAUGUUUGUUGUAGCAAGUUCGGCUUCUGCGGAACCACCAAGGACUUCUGUGGCGAUGCCACCGUCGUGUCUCCCCAAUGCGGCGGCACCAGUGCCAAAAAGCGUACAGUUGGGUAUUACGAGGGGUGGAACUUGGAACGCCCAUGUGGAAAAAUGGGACCAGCCGAUAUCCCUCUCGGCUUCUACACUCACAUCAACUACGCAUUCGCUUCAAUCGACCCUCAGUCAUUCCGCAUCACUGCCAUGGACAAUCUCACUGCGUCAUUGUACCAGGGCGUGACGGCACUCAAGCGCCAACAGAGUAAUCUCGAGGUGUGGAUUGCCAUUGGGGGAUGGGCAUUCAAUGACCCGGGUCCGACUCGAACCACUUUCUCUGAUCUGGCCGCUUCCGAGGCCGCUCAGGAUACGUUCUUCGGAUCCCUGAUUAGCUUUAUGCAGAAUAAUCGGUUUGAUGGCGUAGAUAUCGACUGGGAAUACCCUGUGACAGAUGAACGGGGCGGGAAACCCGAGGAUUAUGUCAAUUUUGUGACUUUGGUGAAGAGACUGAGGGAACGGUUGAACCAGACAGGAAGGAAGUAUGGAAUUUCCAUCACUCUGCCGACAUCCUACUGGUACCUGAGGGGAUUCGAUAUUGUCAAUCUCGAGCCGCAUGUGGAUUUCCUUAACGUCAUGUCUUAUGAUAUUCACGGCACUUGGGACUCCACGAAUAAGCAGCUUGGACCGUACGCCUUCGCACACACUAAUCUAACGGAGAUUAACAGCGCCCUAGAGCUUCUCUGGCGCAACAACAUCAAUCCGGAGAGAGUUAACCUUGGACUAGGCUUCUAUGGCCGCAGCUUCACGAUGAAGGAUCCCGGGUGCAAGAAGCCUGGCUGUGAGUUCUCUGGAGGGGCGCGAGCAGGCGAAUGUACCGGCACACCAGGAGUGCUGGCCACGUAUGAGGUCAACAAGAUCAUUCAGAAGGGUGGUACCGACGUGACUCUCGACAAAGACGCGGCGGUUACCAUCGUAACCUGGGACAAGGAUCAAUGGGUUUCCAUUGAUAACCAAGAGACCCUACGGAUGAAGAUGGACUAUGCCAACAAGCGGUGCCUUGGGGGAACUAUGGUCUGGGCAAUUGAUCUGGAUGAUGGAACUAUGAUCGACGCUCUAGGGGGUGCUAUGGGAAAGAACAAAUCAAGGAUUCUCCCUGCUCGGCGCAAUCCUAUUCCUGAAGCUGGGAGAAGAGACGUUGAUGAUGUUCUGGGGUGGAAGAAGUGGUGGAAGGAGCAUAGGAAUGAACUGUGA
Molecule: messenger RNA, 1632 nt
Organism: Aspergillus neoniger CBS 115656
Lineage: Eukaryota; Fungi; Ascomycota; Eurotiomycetes; Eurotiales; Aspergillaceae
Product: chitinase
Exons: 6
Coding region: 1-1632 (543 amino acids)
Biological process (GO): carbohydrate metabolic process
Molecular function (GO): chitin binding; hydrolase activity, hydrolyzing O-glycosyl compounds
Source: RefSeq, a predicted model, not a curated record